Molecule: messenger RNA, 3722 nt
Organism: Haliotis rufescens (red abalone)
Lineage: Eukaryota; Metazoa; Mollusca; Gastropoda; Lepetellida; Haliotidae
Product: solute carrier family 23 member 2-like
Exons: 11
Coding region: 9-1727 (572 amino acids)
Biological process (GO): transmembrane transport
Cellular component (GO): membrane
Molecular function (GO): transmembrane transporter activity
Source: RefSeq, a predicted model, not a curated record
CAGGGGGAAUGGAGGAAUGUACGGAAUUGUCGCACCCCCAGGAGGAUGGGAGUGAAGUGAGGGUUGACAGACGGCUUCUCUACCCCGUGGAUACAUCCCCGCCCUUUCCCAGUCUGCUGGUUCAUGGGUUACAGCAAGCGUUUCAAGUAAUAUCGGGAUCUCUCCCAGCGGCCGUAGUGAUCGCCAACCUGAUCGGAGCAGGAGAACAGUGGUGGGUUCGGGCCGAGCUUCUCAGCUUGUGCCUCUUCACCAGUGGACUGGCAACUCUACUGCAAAUUUGUGUUGGGUGUAGGUUACCAUUAAUACAAGGGCCCGCUGGGACGAUCUUGGUGGCCAUUGUUGUCAUUGUUAGUGAUCCGAAAUUAAGUGAUGGCGCAUUGCGUGAACGUACACCAGGAAAUGACACGUCAACCGCACCGUGGAAGAAGCGGAUGACCGAGAUCCAGGGUAACCUGAUGCUGGCGUCUGGAGCUCAGUUCCUUCUGGGAGUCUCGGGAGCUCUGGGGUUCCUCCUCCGGUUCAUUGGUCCUCUGACAGUGGCUCCAACCGUACUUGUCCUCGGAAUUACGCUCUGUCGGUACAUGAUACCAUUGUGUGAACAACACUGGGGCAUAGCCAGCUUAACAAUAUCCCUCUACAUCCUGUUCUCGGUCUUUCUGGUGAAUGUGAGAAUUCCGUUCCUAACGCUCCGUCGCCGGAAGUGUCAUGUGACUCGAUACGCACUAUUUCAGUUGAAUGCUGUAAUCUUGGCAGUUGCUGUGUCAUGGAUGACGUGUCACGUGCUGACAGUGACAAACAUGUUGCCAGGUAACUCUACCUUACAUGGUCACAUGGCCAGGACUGACGUCAGGAUGAGGGUCCUCAAUGAUGCGCCAUGGAUCUUCCUACCAGUACCAUUUCCAUAUGGAAUGCCCACCAUAAGCGCUUCUGGUUUUGCAGCCAUGGUAACUGUUACCAUGGUGCUGAUAAUUCAGAUACCAGGCACCUAUUCUGCAACAUCAUCUGUAAUUGACCUCCCUCAGCCCCCAGCCCACGCCAUCAAUAGAGGGAUUGUGGUGGACGGGUUGACCGGCGCCAUCAGUGGCAUGCUGGGAGGGGUGAUGGCAAGCAUGGCUUAUGUGCAGAGUCUGGGUGUGGUUGCUGUCACGAAGGUUGCCAGUCGGAAGGUGUUUGUGUCAGCUGCCUUGAUUCUGAUGGUAGGAGGCGUUGUAGGCAAGGUGGGGGCGGUGUUCACAAUCAUCCCUGACCCUGUGGUGGGCGGGGUCAACUUGGUGGCAACGAGCACCGUGACGGCAGUUGGCGUGUCCAUGUUGCACACAGUCGAUCUGUCUUCCUCCAGGAACCUGCUCAUCCUGGGGACAUCUGUCACACUGGGGAUCCUCCUCCCAGACUGGAUGGCCGCCAACGAAGACUCUAUCAACACAGGAAACAAAGGAUUUGAUCAAGUCAUAAUCGUGUUGUUGUCUACACCGAUGUUCGUGUCCAGUGUUUUGGGCUGUGUCCUAGACAACCUUGCUCCAGGAACACUUGAGGAACGUGGUGUGGCAAAACGUGAUUUAGCAAGACCAUGCGAUCGUUACCUGCCACAAGAUGACCCUUACAGGCUGCCAUACAUCACCAGAUUCAUGGACAGAGUCAGGUGUUGUUCUUUCUUUCCUCUGUCUCCGACUUUUAACAAGGAGGUCACGUGUCAGCGGUGUGACAGGACUGAUUCCAAACCCUGUUGAGGGAAUCACGUGACAUCAGAGACGUACGUGUGAGAGAGGAUUUAGCAGAAAUGAUUGCAGAAAUAUCAGGAAGGGAGACAACAGUGUACAUCAACUCGAUCGUCUUAUGGGAGUGAGUUUAGCAACAUCCAUUCAGGGGCACACAAGCAAUGGUUCUCACAUAAUGUACCCAUGUUAGGUAUCGAACCCGGGACUUCGUUACAAUAAUCAAAAGCUUAAACCACUGGGCUACUAACGCCUUCAGAAUGACCUCAAAUAUGCCUUGACUUGACUUUAAGUCAAGGUCCAUACCUCUUUUGUACUGGAAUACAAACCUCCAUAAAAUCCGUACAAGGAAAUAUAUUGUUGGGUCCUGCAGAUGCACCACCAAAACCCUGUCCAAAAGAAUCACCAUACUCUUAAUACAAUCAAGGAAGGACUUCCUUUAUAUUCAGAGACAAGUGGAAUUAAUACCACAAGCAAGCAUAAUAAAAAAAGGCAAUUUGGCCAAGAAAGUUAACUUAAGCUUCAGAUAUAUAGAUGAUCGCCAAAUAACAGUCAAAUGGCCAAUUCAUUUCAACUGAUUAACCCACGUGAAAUAGAAAUAAAACCAAAAAUAUCUAUUCAUAAAGAUUCAGAGCAAUAAAAACACAAUACAAAACAACAUGCCCAUGAUACAGGCGGAAUCGUAUAAUCGAUUCGGUUUUGGGUAGAGAUUGACUUGUGUAUUUUGUGAAUCUCGUGUAUUUUCAGGUGAACAAUUGACUUGCCUCUGCGUGUCUUUGUGACAGGUGCCAUCGGUAGGGCAGGAUACGCUCACUUUGUAUCAUCAUUAUUAUUUUUAUUGAGUGUAACCUUCAGAAGUGUCUUGACUUUUACCAUAAGAUGUGCCUUGAAUAAUAGAAUAUACAUAACAUUAUGCAUAAUCACAUUUGAGUUAGCUCACAACGGACGUUGGAAUAAUUAAACCAAACUGAAAUGCCAUUGGAUAAACGCAUUGGGGUAUUGCGGAUUGAUGAAGGAAAACAGACAGUUCAGCGUCACAGGGACGACAUUCUGAUUGGUCGAUGAGAAGGGACGUUAAUCUGAUUGGUUAUGGAAAGAUCGCGUCGGUAUGAGUUAAAGAGCUUGCUAGCCAUAUUCGAAAAUGGUGUCUUUGGAGGCAUGGCGCAAUAACGGGGAAUCAUGGGGUUUCAAUGAUACUUGAUCAAUGCUCUUGGUUAAAUGGAGCAAUAUUUAACAUAACCCUCUAUUUCAGAUACGUCCAAUACGUAAUGAGGACCUCGUUAUUUGAACUGUGAUCAAAUAAACAAGACAUAUCCCAUUAAGGUUUCUUUGAAACCCUCGAGAAGUGAGUGGUAUAUUUGUGGUUAUCACCUUUGAAUGCGGGAGGUAAACGCUGAACACGUCAUCUUUCUCGGCUAACUAGGCAGUGUUAGAAACACGAAUUGCCUGGUAGGGCAGGACAUGCUUACCCUUUUCACAAGCACCUGGUGUCAUCACUGAUUUUCAGUUGUCCAUUCAUAUAAUUUGCGCAGCUUUUUAGCACUUAACACUAAAUGGAAUCUGUUUCGGUGGAUAAUCUAGACUGGUUAUUCUCUUGCAUUGGCAAUCUAUAUUUACAUCAGAGAAGAUGUGAAAGCGCCACUUCUCCGACAUUAUCCCUCUCUGCGUGGAGUGUGGAACGUCGUCUGCAUAUGCCACUGUGUUUUCAUCUCACAUUUUGUUGUAAAGCGAGUAUAAAACAACAACGGCUUUUGUUUCACUCUACUAAUAAGAUUCUAAUCUGUUUCUAGAUCCAUGGAUCUAACUUAAAAAUAGGUUUGAAGAGGGACCGUAGCCAAAAUAGCUCACAUAAUUCACAUCUGUUACUCGUCUGUCUAUCUGAGACGUAGAGUGGAUCUUAUUAAGUAUAACAUCAUACGAUAGUGUUGGGUGUGGGUUUAUGAAUCAGUUCAAGGAUAUAUUGUUCACCAACAUAGUCGACCGCCUCCGUGGUCUAGUGGUAGAGUGUCC